GUGGGUGAGAAAGUGGGCACGUGCAGUGGAGACACUGGAAACAAACAGAAAAUGUGAAAGUUCCCGCAUCAGCAUUAGAAAAUGUGACGGGGGGAAAGAAAAAAAAAAAAGAAGUAUCAUCACACACAGAACACUUCAACAGGACUAUGCAGAACUGCCGGAAACAGAAGAACAGAGACAGAACUGAACUGAAACUUCUACUUAACUGAAAAAAACAACAAAAAAAAAGCAACUCUUAUGGAAUAUUUCAGGCAAUUAACAAGAUGAUAGAUUCAUUGAAUGUACUCCCUUCCCCUAUCUACAGAUAAUUGUAUCCCAUCCAGAUUAUACAUUUCAAGAAAAAAAGAAUGUGGAUUCCCAGACUGUUCUUAAUCAUGUUCUUCACAUAUCAUGUUAUUUCAUCGGCAACUGAACCUCUCACAAAAAGCGUCACUGAUACUGUGACUGAGGUUUCUAUGACAACAGGCACAAAAACCCCAAAUACAACUCUAACUGGUGCCCCCACUACAACUAAGAUUGAGGUCACUAUGACAACAGGGACAGAAGCCCCUCAUACAACGAUAAAUGAAGAGCCCAUUAAAGCUUCAACUGAGAUUACUUUGACAACAGAAACGGAAGCCCCGAUAACAGGAACUGAUCUUCAAACUACAGCCAUGACUGGUGCCCCCACUGCAACUGUGACUGGAGUUAUUGUGACAACAGAGAUGCAAGCCCAAAGAACAACAAUGAUCGAUGCCCCUGCUACAGCUGAAACGGAGAUGACUCUGACAACAGGAUCUAAAUCCCCAACUACAACCAUGACUGGUACGCUCACUACAACUGUGACUGAGGUUACUAUGACAACAGGAACUGAAGCCCCAACCACACCAGAUGCUGUAAUUACAACUGUAACUGACUUUACCACAGAAGCAGUAACCCUAACUACAACAGUCACUGGUGCCCGAACUACAGCAGUGACUGAAGUUGCUUUCACAACAGAAACUGAAGCCCCAACUACUAUCCUGACUAGCACCAGCACUACAACCUUGGCAGAGUUUACUCUGACCACAGACAAUAAUAGCCCAGCUACAUCCAUGACUGGUGCCCCCACUACAGCGGCAACUGAUGUUACUUUGACCACAGAAAGAGUAGGUCCAACUCCAACCCUCAUUGAUGCUGCCCCCACUACAACGGUGACUGAGGUUACUAUGACAACAGGAACUGAAGCUGCAACCACAGCCUUGACAGAUGCUAUAGCUACAACUGUAACUGACUCUACCUUGACCACAGAAACAAUGACCCCAACUACAACUGUGACUGAAAUUGCUUUCACAACAGAAACUGAAGCCCCAACUACAAUCCUGACUGGCACCAGCACUACAACCUUGACUGAGGUUACGAUGACCACAGGCACAGAAGCCCCAAUUACAACUCUAAAUGGUGCCCCCACUACAAGUAAGACUGAGGUUACGAUGACAACAGGAACUGAAGCCCAAUACACAACUAUGACUAAUGCCCCUGUUACAACUGUUACUGAGGUUACUUUGACCACAGAAAAAGUAUCUCCAACUCCAACCCUCACUGAUGCCUCCACGACAACUGUCACUGAAAUUGCUUCCACAGCAGAAACUGAAGCCCCAACAACAUUCAUGACUGUUGCCCCCACUACUAUGGUGACUGAGGUUACUAUGACAACAGGAAUUGAAGCACCGACCAAAACCAUGACAGAGACCCCUGCUGCAACUGUAACUGAAAAUACCUUGACCACAGAAACAGGAACCAAAACUACAACUGUCACUGGUGCCCCCACCACAGCUGUGACUGAAGAUGCUUUCACAACAGAAACUGAAGCCCCAACUAUAAUCCUGACUGACACCAGCACUACAACCUUGACUGAGGUUACGAUGACCACAGGCACAGAAGCCCCAAUUACAACUCUAAGUGAGGUUACUAUGACAACAGGAACUGAAGCCCCAACAACAACCAUGACCGAGACCCCUGUUACAACUUUAACUGAGGUUACUUUGGGCUCAGAAAGAGUAUCUCCAACUUCAACUCUCACUGAUGCCUCCACUACAGCUCUCACUGAUGCCCCCACUACAACUGCAACUGAGAUUAUUUUAACAACAGCAAAUGAAGCCCCAACUACAACCAUGACUAGUUCCCCCACUACAAUGGUGACUGAGGUUACUAUGACAACAGGAACUGAAGCUGCAACCACAGCCUUGACAGAUGCUAUAGCUACAACUGUAACUGACUCUACCUUGACCACAGAAACAAUGACCCCAACUACAACUGUGACUGAGAUUGCUUUCACAACAGAAACUGAAGCCCCAACUACAAUCCUGACUGGCACCAGCACUACAACCUUGACUGAGGUUACGAUGACCACAGGCACAGAAGCCCCAAUUACAACUCUAAAUGGUGCCCCCACUACAAGUAAGAGUGAGGUUACUAUGACAACAGGGACUGAAGCUCCAACCACAGCCAUGACAGAUGCUGUAGCUACAACUGUAACUGAAGUUACCGUGACCACAGAAACAGUAACCCAAAUUACAACUGUCAGUGGUGCCCCCACUACAGCUAUGAAGGAAGUUUCUUUCACAACAGAAACUGAAGCCCCAACUACAACCAUGACUGAUGCCCCCAUUGCAACUGCUACUGAGGUUACUAUGACAACAGGGACUGAAGCCCAAUCCACAACUAUGACCAAUGACCCUGGUACAACUGAUACUGAGGUUAUUUUGACCACAGAAAAAGUAUCUCCAACUCCAACCCUCACUGAUGCCUCCACGACAACUGCUACUGAAAUUGCUUCCACAACAGAAACUGAAGCCCCAACAACAUUCAUGACUGUUGCCCCCACUACAAUGGUGACUGAGGUUACUAUGACAACAGGAAUUGAAGCACCAACCAAAACCAUGACAGAGACCCCUGCUGCAACUGUAACUGAAAAUACCUUGACCACAGAAACAGGAACCCAAACUACAACUGUCACUGGUGCCCCCACCACAGCUGUGGCUGAAGAUGCUUUCACAACAGAAACUGAAGCCCCAACUAUAAUCCUGACUGACACCAGCACUACAACCUUGACUGAGGUUACGAUGACCACAGGCACAGAAGCCCCAAUUACAACUCUAAAUGGUGCUCCCACAACAACUAAGAGUGAGGUUACUAUGACAACAGGGACUGAAGCUCCAACCACAGCCAUGACAGAUGCUGUAGCUACAACUGUAACUGAAGUUACCGUGACCAGAGAAACAAAACAGGAACCCAAACUACAACUGUCACUGGUGCCCCCACCACAGCUGUGGCUGAAGAUGCUUUCACAACAGAAACUGAAGCCCCAACUAUAA
Anguilla rostrata (American eel) is the source of this 3335-nucleotide messenger RNA. RefSeq names its product mucin-2-like. The record is from RefSeq and is a predicted model, not a curated record. Lineage: Eukaryota; Metazoa; Chordata; Actinopteri; Anguilliformes; Anguillidae. Bases 348 to 3335 code for a protein of 995 amino acids. The transcript has 3 exons.